AUGGCCUCCCUAGCCAUGUCGCUGCGGGACCGGCAAAUCGCAUCGAUUCAAAAGAUUCUGAACCUCAAUCAUGAAGUCCAUACCUCCGGAGAUACCCAGACUGACGGCGCAGGUUCGGCCGUAAUUCCACAAACCACCCCCAUCUUGAACGAAGACGGCGACCCGAUAUGGAAAGUCCUGGUUUUCGAUAACAAAGGCCGAGAUGUGAUUAGCAGUGUUUUGCGAGUGAAUGACUUGCGGGCAUGGGGCGUCACAAUCCACUUGAACAUAAAUUCUGCACGAUAUCCAAUUCCUGAUGUUCCAGUCGUUUACCUCGUCGAGCCAACUGCAGUGAACGCGCAACUCAUUACCUCCGACUUAUCUCGUGGACUAUACUCCCCUGCAUACGUCAACUUUCUCUCUUCGGUACCCCGCCAACUCCUAGAAGACUUCGCCUCACAGAUCGCAACGUCGGGCACAGCAGAACAUAUAGCUCAAGUUUUUGAUCAGUACUUGAAUUUCAUCGUCGCAGAGCCAGAUCUGUUCAGCCUAGGAUUGGGCAACGACUCAUAUUGGAAGAUCAACAGUGCUCAAACCAGCGAUGAAGAUCUUGACAACAUCGUGGAUCAAAUUGUCAGUGGGCUCUUUGAUGUCAGUGUCACUAUGGGCUCCAUACCAAUCAUUCGAUGCCCAAAAGGCGGCGCCGCUGAGCUGAUAGCCACCAAGUUGGAUCGCAAACUGCGCGAUCAUAUACUCAAUUCGAAGGAUAAUCUGUUUUCGGGCAAUAAGCGGCCGGGGGUUGCCGUGCCAUCGUCGCGACCGGUAAUGAUUAUUGUGGAUCGAAAUGUUGACCUCGUGCCGAUGCUGUCACAUGGAUGGACAUAUCAGUCUCUGGUGCAAGACGUGCUCAAGAUGCACCUAAAUCGAAUCACGGUGGAAACUCUAGUGGACGAAUCGGACCCUUCAAAAGGAAAGACCAAAAAGGCAUAUGACCUCAACGCGACGGACUUCUUCUGGAAACGCAAUGCCAACGUGCCUUUUCCCCAAGUGGCGGAAGAUAUUGACGCCGAGUUGACGAGAUAUAAAGAAGAUGCCAACGACAUUACAAAAAAAACAGGAGCAUCGUCAAUUGAAGACCUUCAGAAUGAUACCAGUGCUUCUGCACAUCAUCUCAAAGCGGCUAUUACUCUGCUUCCAGAACUACGAGAGCGCAAAGCUACCCUUGAUAUGCACAUGAACAUUGCUACGGCGUUACUACAAGGAAUCAAAGACCGACAACUCGACAACUUUUUCCAACUCGAGGAGAACAUCGGCAAGCAAAGCAAGGCCCAAAUAUUAGAAUUGAUAAAUGAUUCUAGCAAGGGUACCGAUCCGUCCGAUAAGCUCCGGUUGUUUAUCAUCUGGUUCCUGACGACAGAAAUGGAAUUGACAAGGGGGGAAAUGACGAACUUUGAGGAAGCACUGCAAAAAGCAGGAAACGAGGAUACAUCCUCUAUUGCAUAUGUUAAGCGUGUACGAGAAAUUACUCGAAUGACCAUGAUGACGAGCUCGACGGGAGCUCCCCAACAACAAUCAUCCGAUCUCUUCAAGGGCUUCUCGUCUCUUUCUAACCGACUGACUGACCGCAUCACAUCCGGUGCCCUCGGCGCCAACUUUGACUCUCUCAUUUCUGGCGUCAAGAAUUUUUUGCCGGUCAACAAGGACCUCACGCUCACCAAGAUCACGGAAUCGAUUAUGGAUCCUCAAUCAGCUUCAAGCUCAGCAAUUGCCAAGACUGAGAAUUAUCUCUACUUCGAUCCUCGUAGCGCGAAUGCACGAGGUGCCAUGCCUACAUCAUCUGCUGCUCGCGGCCAACAGCAGGCCGGCGCUGGCUCAGCUUCCACACCCGGAAUCGCCGCUAGCUUUGGACAGCGUCGUCAGGCCUUCAACGAAGCCAUCGUCUUUACCGUUGGCGGUGGUAGUAUGGAGGAGUAUGGCAAUCUGCAGGACUGGGUUGCUCGAACGAGCGGUCAACCCGGUACUACUGGUGCUGGCGGUGGUCCAGGCGGCGCUGCUGCCGCUGGUACUAGUAUAACCACAUCCGCAGGAACUCACAGGAAGAGAGUCGUUUACGGAAGUACAGAGCUCAUGAACGCAUCCGACUUUUUGAUAGAUGCGUUGGGAAGGUUGGGCAAGGAGAGUUGA
Messenger RNA from Talaromyces marneffei, 2163 nucleotides. RefSeq lists its product as uncharacterized. NCBI's taxonomy places the organism in Eukaryota, Fungi, Ascomycota, Eurotiomycetes, Eurotiales, Trichocomaceae. Gene Ontology annotation, molecular function: syntaxin binding. The record is from RefSeq and is a predicted model, not a curated record. Gene Ontology annotation, biological process: endoplasmic reticulum to Golgi vesicle-mediated transport; intracellular protein transport. Gene Ontology annotation, cellular component: cytosol; Golgi membrane. The coding region runs from base 1 to 2163 and encodes 720 amino acids. The transcript has 3 exons.